Molecule: messenger RNA, 1040 nt
Organism: Effrenium voratum
Lineage: Eukaryota; Dinophyceae; Suessiales; Symbiodiniaceae
Source: the annotation of a GenBank genome assembly
GGCACAGUCAUAGGGAAGGGAAGAGCCGCGGCCAUUCGCAACUGCCAAGCAGUGCAAAGGCCCGUUUUGCGAUGGAGAAGUCGGCCAAGACGGCUGAAAAGCCAGACGCCAAGGAGGAGAAGAAAGACAACGGUGAUGCCCGGAAGAACCUCGCCAAGACGAACAGUAAGACAGAGAACAGGGAAGACACCAAGGCGGACACCAAGGCAGACACCAAGGCGGACACCAAGGCGGACGCCAAGGCGGACACCAAGGCGGACACCAAGGCGGAGACCAAGGCGGAGACCAAGGCGGAGACCAAGGCGGAAGCCAAGAAGGCGGAGAGUAAGAAGACAAUGAUGUCAGCAGUGGAGGAAGCCUUCAAGAAGUGGGAUAUCACUGGGGACGGGGCCAUUAGCAAGUACGAGCUCCACGCUGCCUUGACGCAGUUGGGCAUGUCUGAAGCCCAGGUUGACGCGUGCUUCAAAUCUGCCGACAUCAGCAGAGAUGGCGUCCUGCAGUACGAGGAAUUUCUGGAUUGGGUCUUUCGAGACCCUACCGUGGUGCAGCAGUACUGCCUCAAAUCUGCGAAGGAAGGCCUUCACGUUGUGACAGCAGAUGCCUGUCAGGAUGUUUGGAAGAGAUUCUCGGAGCCAGAGGACAACAUCGAGAAGGUCUUUUUUGCCGCUAUGGUCGUCCUGAAUGAGGAUCGCGACCUGAGCUGGACAGGUGUGAAGCAUAUCAUGAAGAAGCCGACGGACUUCCUCGCCAAGCUUCACAGCUUCGAACCCCAAAACAUGUCAGAGGCGACCAUGCGGAAGUUGAAGUACUUUACCACCAAGGACUUCUUCAAGCAGGAGCGCUUCAAGUCGCACCAUCCCGUGGUGUCCGCGCUAUGCAACUGGGCCCUUGCCAUUUCCGCCUUGGACCUCAAGAAGGAUGGCAGGAAGCACUAGGCGAUUGGCAAGGAAGUUCACGGGUGACCACCGGCUUCCUGAGCAUUUUGCACCUCGCGCGGUUUCACGCGAGGGAUUGGACCUUGGGAAAAAACGAGUUCCGCC